AUGUCAUGGAGCGGCCAGUUUUCAAAGGAAAAACUUUGCUUGACUUCAUUUGAAGACCAGUUCUCCUACCUGAAGCAAAAUGUCAGCGAGGCUGUGAGAAAAGCUGUGGGGAAGACUCAGACGCCGUGCAACUACGGGUACAAGGGAAUGCUGAAGGUAAUGUUGAGUGAAUUUUUUGGAGAUUCCCCUCGCUUCGUCAGCGAGACCUACACGUCCCAGAUCCUGAACGUUCAAGUGUCCGAUGUGGUGGACACUACACAAGUUCCACUGAUAAUCCAAGAAAACAGGAUUAAAAACGAGCAGGACCCGGAAAAGAGACAGGCCCUGGAAAGACAAUAUGAUGAUCUUAAAAGAAAGAGGAAGACAGUGGAUGAAGCGCUGCAGAAGAUUGCUGAGCGCACAAACGCUUCACGAGCUCUGACUGAAAAGCGUGAGGUGACUCGGACGUACGAACUCAAACUCGUGGCUGAGCAUUUCAGGAAAAAUCUCUUCAACUGGGAAGCGGAGCCGGUAUGA
This is a messenger RNA of Ictalurus punctatus (channel catfish), 516 nucleotides long. RefSeq lists its product as uncharacterized. The transcript has 4 exons. Lineage: Eukaryota; Metazoa; Chordata; Actinopteri; Siluriformes; Ictaluridae. Bases 1 to 516 code for a protein of 171 amino acids. The record is from RefSeq and is a predicted model, not a curated record.